AUGGCUGGCUGGCUGUCCAUUCUGCUAUGUGCUGCGGUGUUGACCACUGGGCAGGCGUGCUCUUGCGUGUCAGACUACAUACCACCGGAUCAAGCUUUCUCCUCUCCAGCACAAGCGCUCUCCAAGGAGCCCUUUGUUUUUGCAGGGAAAGUUAUCUCCGUCCGCCCCGUCGACAACAUGCCAGAAGAGAAGUCCGAAUAUUGCGCGUUGGCUCCGACAAGUGAGCACGAUCGUUGGGGAAAUCCGUGUCAGGAAAGCUUCGCGGGCCACUUCGACCGUUGGAACGAGUGUGGCCGAAGACACAUUGCCGAGGUGCUGGUCACUCACGGACUGAAGGGCAUCAAGGCGGGCGAGACCUUCACGUACAACUGCACGCGGGCGAGCUGCGGCGAUUGCAGUCCUGCCUGCCCCGAGGUGGGCCUUGAGCUCCUUGACGGGACCCGCGCAGGCGGCGCAAGCUCCAUGUGCAGCUCCAAGCGCUGUGGCCUCAGUGAUUGGAGAAAAGCUCGCUGCCAGCGCCUCUUCGAGGAGUUGAAGCUGGAGAGGCCCUUCCAGAGCCAGAAGUUCCAGGUGCCCCUCCCUGUGGCCUUCUCCACCCUGACGGCCAACUCUUUGUUCCGAAGCCAACUCCUGGGCUCGCUGGUCCGGGAUGUUUCAAGUGCCCUCCAGCUGUCCGAGUUCGAUGUCAUGUCCGCAAACCUUUUGGAGGACCAGCACCGAACCGUGCUGGUGACGCCCGCGGCCACUCUUCCAGCCUCGACCUUCGAGCUCAUCUUCCACAUGCCGCGGCAGGCGGACUUGGAUGCAGUCGAGUCGCAACUUCGCGACACACUCAGCAAGCCCUUCACGUGGAAAGGGGGAUCGGAGGUCGUGAAGCAGUUUUGCCUCCGCGAGCCAUGCCCCCAGUGCCAGACCACCUGCGUGGAGCCGUCGCAAACUAACCUUGUGAGCCUGGGUUUGCCCAUUUUCUCCUAA
Molecule: messenger RNA, 975 nt
Organism: Symbiodinium natans
Lineage: Eukaryota; Dinophyceae; Suessiales; Symbiodiniaceae
Source: the annotation of a GenBank genome assembly